AUGGAAUCUGCUAUUCGUUGGUCGCCGAGCUCAACCCCCACCGAGCAGCGAUUCCUCUCGGUCGACGUCACUGGCAAAUCGUUUCGUCUAUGCAGGGUCACUGGCUAUGAUGGGCUGAAGCUUCGGCAUCAAGUGAUUUCCACUCUAACGGACGUUCCCCUCUUUCGCGCAUUCGACUGGUCCACCUCCAACGAGAACCUGAUCACGGUAGGCCAAUCGUCCGGCGAAGCCACCCUUCUGCGAUUGGACGCCAACGUAAAAGAGUCGCUCUCUUUUCCCGUUCGCAAUCAGCGUUAUUGUAACGCAGUUGCAUUCAGUACACAUGGACUGGUGGCUUCAGGUCUUGAUCGCGUGCGCAACGACUUCUGUUUGAACAUCUGGGAUGUGAACCAGCGACUGGGCCCUGCAGGAGGAAGUAAAGGCUUUCCCGAACCUUUGAGGAAGCUGGCUAGCUCUGAGCCUAUUACAAGUAUCAAAUUCUUCCGUGAUCAACCGGACACAUUGGUCACCGGAGUGAAGGGCCAAUUUGUCCGGAUCUAUGAUCUCAGAGAGGGUCCUGGCAACCCGUCUCUCCAGUUUCCAACCCGUUGUGUCCACAAUUUGGCGAUCGACUGGCUCGACGAGAACUACAUCGCAUCAGGUGCAACUUCCAAUGACAGCACCAUCUGCGUCUGGGAUCGGCGAGUGGCGUCUCGACUGACAUCUCCAUCGGUCGGAUCAUCUGCAAGUAAUCCGGAGUCCGGUCAAACGGCGGCGGCUCUUCAAUUCAAAAACGUCUUCGGUCCGAAAUCCUCGAUCUGGAGUCUCCGGUUCUCCAAGACCAAUCGCGGCUACCUAGGGGCACUUGCUAAUACGGGCCACUUCAAAACAUAUGAUAUUGCCAAGGAGCAUGUGCCAGAAGAGUAUCGUGCUUCAAUCGAUGACACCCUCGGCUCCGGUUCUUUCAAAAACUACGCAGAGCCCGUGUACACCAAGUAUGUGCGAGAUGUACGUGCUCCAUUCGACCAUCCAACGCGAGGGUGUGACGAGCGCGAAAGAAUCGUUGCUUUUGAUUUCUUGAACCUUGCUAUCUCUGCUCAAGCCAGUGCCGUUGCCCUGGAUGGCAAUGGGCAACCACAAAUUGUCACUGCACGGCCACCGUGUGCACCGGGAGUCUUGGCUUGUGGCGUUGCAUUGAGGGAUUCGGAUAUCAGGACCAUUCAUCCUCUGUCCGAGCAAAUUUCGCCUGUAUCUGAGCUCAUUAAAACCAUCAGAACGCGCGUUUUAUCAAGCUCGAAAGAGGCCGUGGCAAAGUCCGAUAGGAAGUCGCCUAUAUCAAGAUUAGUGAUAUCUGAUCCAGUUCCGAGUCGAGAAGGCCGAGAGCGGGCACUAUCCCUUGGAACUCUGGGUACUCUGUUAAGCGCCAAAGAAGCCUUGACUUUGUCAACACUCGGCCAAUUCCGGUGCAAAGAAGGAUAUCUAUUUGAUGAGGCUAAGAACGGCAGGAUUGUGUCAGACGAUGCCGCUUUACAGGAUUUCUGGGGCUGGGUUGAGCGUGCCCGGGCGGACUCUGUGGGUAUGACCAUGGUAGUUAAUGGUCUAGACAUGAACUACAUGGGAGUGAGCAACAUGUGGACCAACGAUUUGGGUUCGUAUGUAAGCUAUCAUGUGGCAAAAUACGAACUGACGAGUAAAAUAGGACAUGGCACCGAGAAACGACGCAUUAGCACAAAGGCGGAUAGCCCUCAAAGUGCAGCCGAAGCUAUAUGUCACCUUGCAGAGCAACUGAAUCUACCAGAAGUGAAGGGCUGCGAGACUGCCUACCCCGAGCAUCGCCGACUCUGUCUCCGUGUCUGCGGUGCAGCACAGUCAUACAAAGAAUUAGAAGAGCUGGUUAAGAAUCUCUCCUCUGAGAAUCAACACACCAAAGCCGCCGCUUUGGCUGUCUUCCAAGAUGAACCGAAGCUGGCCUAUCUCGGUCUUCGAAGCAACAAGCCCACGCAAGCCCACAAGCUCCUCGCGAUGGCCAUUGCCGGUUCUGUAAAGGGGGAUAACAGCUCUGACUGGGAAGAGACAUGCACGGAGAUAUCUCAAGAACUCACAGACCCAUACUCGAGGGCUAUUCUUGCUCUCGUGAGCAAGGGUGACUGGAACUCGGUCAUCAGGGAGACCACACUGCCAUUGAAGUACCGAGUCGAGGUUGCAUUGCGGUGGCUUCCUGACCACGAGCUGACCGAGUAUCUCCAGAAUGCCACAACAGAAGCUAUUUGCGAGGGCGAUAUCGAGGGUGUUGUUCUGACCGGUCUGGGCCAUAUGGCCAUGGGUCUGUUUCAGUCAUACAUUGACAAGUUCAACGAUGUACAGACCCCGGUGCUAGCCAUGAGCUACACCGUCCCGCGAAUCGUCAGCAGUCCGGCGUCUCUCGCCCAGUUUGAAGCCUGGCGCCAGACUUAUAGGCGACAGAUGAACUCGUGGAAGCUUCAACUUGAACGGGCCCGCUUCGACGUCGGCUCCCGUCGCUUUGCAGUGACUGUGGACGGACGCAAACUCACCCCUGCGCCCCCACAGCAAGUCAGUCUGACCUGCAAUUACUGCACGCAACCACUCACUCAGCACGACGCCUCAUCCCAAGUCUCUCCCACGGCCACACCUGAGACUGUUCAUCCGAGCAUUGGCAAUCAGCUUGGGUCCGCGACCAUGUCUGGCACUGUCUGCUCUCGGUGCGGUCGCCAUAUGCCUCGAUGCGGCGUGUGCACCAUGUGGCUUGGGACACCAGACCCGGUGUCACGUUCCGGAGUGGCUGCAGAUGUCGAGCCCAAUACUCGCAAGCCUACCGAGGCGGAGGUGAUGCGACGAUUCGUGGUAUUUUGUAUUCAUUGUAACCAUGGCUUCCACGCGCAUCAUGCUCGGGACUGGUUCACCCGACACAAGGUAUGUCCCGUUGCGGAGUGUAGCUGCAUCUGCGAUCGAUGA
This is a messenger RNA of Penicillium maclennaniae, 2952 nucleotides long. RefSeq lists its product as uncharacterized. The record is from RefSeq and is a predicted model, not a curated record. Gene Ontology annotation, biological process: positive regulation of TORC1 signaling. The coding region runs from base 1 to 2952 and encodes 983 amino acids. Gene Ontology annotation, molecular function: protein binding. The transcript is spliced from 4 exons. Gene Ontology annotation, cellular component: cytoplasm. Lineage: Eukaryota; Fungi; Ascomycota; Eurotiomycetes; Eurotiales; Aspergillaceae.